This is a messenger RNA of Papilio polytes (common Mormon), 1735 nucleotides long. Its product is annotated as dnaJ homolog subfamily C member 1. NCBI's taxonomy places the organism in Eukaryota, Metazoa, Arthropoda, Insecta, Lepidoptera, Papilionidae. The transcript has 8 exons. Gene Ontology annotation, cellular component: endomembrane system. The record is from RefSeq and is a predicted model, not a curated record. The coding region runs from base 94 to 1257 and encodes 387 amino acids.
AGUCAACAGUCAUACGUGAACCAAAAUUUAGUUUAGGAAGAAAUAUAUUAAAACAUUUUCAAAUGUUAUGUGAUAAUAAUUGAUAGAAUAAAUAUGAGAUUUAUUAUUAUCGUCUUUUUAGCAUAUGCUGCGAGUGCAGCAGCGUGGGACGAUGAUGAUUUUGAAGUAUUUGACGUGGUUGAAGAAGUCAACCAGAAUUUUUACGAAUUAUUAGGAGUAACACAGGAAGCUUCUCAGCAAGAGAUUAAAAGUGCAUUUAAAAAGCUUACUCUAAAGCUUCAUCCGGACAAGAAUAGUGCUCCGGACGCUGAUGUACAGUUCCGAAACUUAGUGUCAGUGCAUAAUGUACUUAAAGAUCCAGGAAAAAGGGAAAAGUAUAAUGAAGUGCUCAAGAAUGGUCUUCCCAAUUGGCGAUCUGCUGUAUAUUAUUAUCGACAUGUAAGGAAAAUGGGCUUAGCCGAAGGAUCUGUGAUUUUGUUUAUUAUUAUUACAUUUGGUCAGUAUGCUGUCGGUUGGGCAGCUUAUGCGGAGAAGAAAUUUACAGCUGAGCAAAUUUUAAAUAGCAGAGGAAAGAAACUAAAGAAAAGUGGUUUUGAUACGGGCUUGGCUGAAAUAUUAGACAAAUUACCUAAGCCGAGUAUAAAGGACACACUGCCGUUCCAAAUACCGAGGUUCCUCUGGUGGUUGGUAACAGCUGUGCCCAGAGGAAUUGUGGAGCUGAAGAGACAAAUGAAAGAACGAGAAGAGGAAGCGAGAAGACAGAAAAAGAAGGAGGAGGAGGAGGAGAGGGCGCGUGCGGCGCGAGCGGCGCGCGAGGCGGCGGGGGGCACGGCGGAGCGCUGGGAGCGCAUCGCGGAGGGCAUGGGGCGCGGCGUGGCGGAGGUGACGCACGUCGCCGCGCGCCUCAAGGACAACUGCUAUAAGAUACCCGGACACGAGCCCGCAGAGGAAGCCGUGCCCGAACAGCCCAAGAAGGUGAAAACGCGCAAGGCGGAGGAGGGCGGGGGCGGGGUGUGGUCGCAGAGCCAGCAGCGCGCGCUGGAGGCGGCGCUGGCCAAGCACCCCAAGGGCGGCGCCGGCGACCGCUGGCAGAAGAUCGCCGCCGCCGUGCCCGGCAAGACCAAAGAGGAAUGCAUGCAGAGGUGUAAAUAUCUAUCAGAGGUUGUGAGAAAACAGAAGCAGAAAGAGGAAGAAGAAAGAGAAGCUCAGAAGGAAGAAACCAGUGACGCACAAAAACAGGAAGAAAUUACUUCAUAAUCAAUUUUAAAUAUUUAUUUAAUUAAAAUUAUUAAAAACGUUAUCGAGACAUUGUUUAUUUAAUAAAUUUUAAUAUUUUCAAACUUAUCGGUUGUCGUAAAAUCAGUAUUCGAUCUUUUUUAUUUAUCGACAGUAAUAUUUAUUGUAAAUUUAAACCCAUUUCAGAAAGACCUAAAGCCCCUUUGGAUUACAACAAUAAAGCGUGGUCUAUAAUUUUAUGGACGAUCGAAUUAUUAUGGUUUUCCCUUUAAUAAAUGGUAAUAAUAAUAUAACCGUAUUAUUUUUCGGAUCGAUCCCACGGAUAGGCUCGUAAGUAAACUUUUAUGGAACUUUGAACGUUUUGUUUUGUUGAAAUAUUAUAUCGAAAUAACCUUUUUAUAUGUGCUAAUGCAGUUUGGUGAAAGUUGGUCAGAUUUUUUUACGUGAUCCCAGUUAUUAGAAAAAAAAGUUAUCGAAAAUAAAAUAGUUGUAUAAAAUA